AUGGCUGUCGCUAGCGCUGUCUCCACCGCCGCGUUCGUCGUGAACAUCCUGUUCAUGAUUGCAUUGGUGCAGAGCGGGGGCGGGCUCUUCGCCGGCUGCAAGACGUUCGGCUUCUUCGACAUCUCGGAGGAUCAGUGCCAGUCAAUCUUGUCGACGUUUCUCGGCUCCAAGCCGAGCGCGGCCGCGAAGGAUCUGGUUUCGCUCGCGCUCGUCUUUCCGCGCGUCGAGGCGUGCCUGUUCCUCGGCAUGGGCUUGGGCUCCAUCUACGCCUUCAUCAUGGGUCUUGAGCGUGGCACGAAGGACGUGGCCGUGAUCCACUUCAUGCACAUGAUCUGGGCGAUUGCCGUCUGCGCAUGCCACUCGCAGAACGCAGGCCUCUUCGGCAUGACCCCCGAGAGGAAUGUGACGGGCGCAGACAAGCUCGUUCCCUUUGUUGUCCUGACGGGCGUCCAGGCUGUACUCUACACCGUGGCGUUCAUUCUCUCCUCCAACUCUGGCGCGGCCAAGUCCAAGAAGAGGAAUUAG
This is a messenger RNA of Emiliania huxleyi CCMP1516, 525 nucleotides long. RefSeq lists its product as hypothetical. The transcript has a single exon. The record is from RefSeq and is a predicted model, not a curated record. Lineage: Eukaryota; Haptophyta; Isochrysidales; Noelaerhabdaceae. The coding region runs from base 1 to 525 and encodes 174 amino acids.